UAUAUUGUGCAGACGAAUUAGAAUGUACUUUCCAAUACUCUGUGUACACUAAUAUGGCCAGUUGUUUAAAUAGGCUGGAAUUACUGAUCCAUUGGACUUUCCGUUAGCACUUGAUCAGUUGUUGAAGUUGGAAAUGGCUAUGAAGGUUAAGUGGCAUCCACGCUGGAAGAACUGUUCCGUCGUUAUGAUUAUAAAAAAUGAUCCUAUUAUCCAGCAACUUAAGGAAAAAUGGGGAACAGAUGAGGAACCUAUUCCAAUCCAAACUGUCGUACCUGAGACUCUGGAGAUUAAAGAGAGUGUUGAUGAGGCUAAAACAGAUGGCAAUGAAGACUGUGAAUUGGUUACAGACCUGGAAAUUACAUCUGAGCACAAGCCUGAUGCUGUCACACCUGGUGGUAAGAGGCAUCUUCCUGCUGCAUCAAGUGAAUCCAUUGAUUUGGACGGAUUACAUGAUGGGGAACUGUCAUCAAACAAGCUGAAGAAGAUAAUUAAAAUGGAGAAGAUUGAUUAGAUCUAUUUUUAUUUUGUGUGUGUUUUGCUUAGGUGUUUGUUAUAAAAACUGAAUGUUAGUUUCCUUUGCUUUUAAUCAUGUGUGUGAUUUCAUUUUCUGUAAUAAUUAGUGCAUGAA
Messenger RNA from Vicia villosa (hairy vetch), 628 nucleotides. RefSeq lists its product as uncharacterized. Bases 134 to 511 code for a protein of 125 amino acids. The record is from RefSeq and is a predicted model, not a curated record. The transcript has 4 exons. NCBI's taxonomy places the organism in Eukaryota, Viridiplantae, Streptophyta, Magnoliopsida, Fabales, Fabaceae.